Messenger RNA from Pelodiscus sinensis (Chinese soft-shelled turtle), 3111 nucleotides. It is a transcript of the gene ANKRD1, whose product is annotated as ankyrin repeat domain 1. Gene Ontology annotation, biological process: regulation of transcription by RNA polymerase II. Lineage: Eukaryota; Metazoa; Chordata; Testudines; Trionychidae. The record is from RefSeq and is a predicted model, not a curated record. Gene Ontology annotation, molecular function: RNA polymerase II-specific DNA-binding transcription factor binding. Gene Ontology annotation, cellular component: nucleus.
UUAGCACCAGAGACAUCAUUCUGGCUUAGUAAUCCCUUUAGAGAAUUCCUUCCAACAAAUAUAGAAGGGUGUCAUCAUGCGAAGAUGAAUCUUUUCUUCUAAAAGACUGUUUACAGACCAGGAAUAAAGCAUAAUAAAAAAUGGCUUCCCAAGAUUUAAGGGUCUGUCAGUCCACUAAUCGGAAAAAACUGUUACUACAAGUGCUGCCCAUGGAUCACUUACCCUUUCCAAUGCCUCCUAGAAGUCUGAAAGUCAGGGGGUUGGGGGAAAAGCAAUAUCAACAGACAGCUGUCCUAGUGGGCACUGGAUAGACAGAAUGAUUAGCAUUGCUGAGCGAUUUAGUCAUUGCCAAUGGAAUGAUGAGCUCACAGUGCAAAAUGAGACACACAGUCGGUGUGGUUAGACUGUAAGCCUAACCCUCUCCCUCAGAACAUCCCCACCCUAUCCUGACCCCGACACUAGGUCUGGCUAGUUAACACAUGUGGAAUGAGAAUGCAUCUACCUCUGAGCUGGCAGGGUUAGAGAUGUACUUGGAUUCCCAGGUUGGAAGAUUAUCUCACUCAGUCUCCCAAAGAUAUAUAAGCUAAGCAGUCUUGGUGAGUCUCAGCAGAGCUGAAUUGAGCACUAGGGGAUUUCAAUCAUAAAGGAGUACAACUUACAACCAAAUCAGCAAAACAUGAUGAUGCUGAAAGUAGAGGAGCUGGUGACAGGGAAGAAGAGUGACAGUAAAGAGACUGGAGAUUUCCUUCCAGAUGACUUCAAAAAUGGAGAGUACGAAACUGUUGUACAAUUAGAGAAACAAGAGGACCUUAAGACACUCCCUGAACACUCCCUGGCUCGAGCAAAUGAGACCCAUGAAAAGGAGAAAAAACUGCAGGCAGAACUCAAGAAGAAAAAGCUAGAGGAAAGACCAAAACUUGAAAACUUGCAAGAUCUUGAAAAAAUUAUUCAGCUGAAAAAACGGAAAAAAUGCAUAAAAGUGAAAGUGCCUGUUUUAAAGGAACCUGAACCAGAAGUUAUUACAGGACCUGUGGAUGUACCUACAUUUUUAAAAGCUGCACUGGAGAAUAAAUUACCAGUUAUUGAAAAAUACCUGUCAGACAAAGGAGACCCAGAUGCUUGUGAUAAGUACCAACGCACUGCAUUGCACAGGGCAUGCUCAGAAGGACAUCUUAUGCUGGUGGAAAAGCUAGUGGAAGCUGGAGCCAAACUUGAGUUCCGAGAUAUGCUUGACUCUACUGCGCUUCACUGGGCAUGUCGUGGAGGAAGCCUGGAAGUUCUUAAAUUCCUGCUAAACAAAGGAAUAAACAGAAACGCCAGAGACAAGCUGCUCAGUACACCUUUGCACGUAGCUGUGAGGACGGGUCAGUAUGAAUGUGCUGAGCACCUCAUUGCCUGUGAAGCAGACCUCAAUGCCAAAGACAGAGAGGGAGAUACACCAAUGCAUGAUGCAGUGAGGCUGAAUCGUUAUAAAAUGAUUAGACUCCUGAUUAUGUAUGGAGCAAAUCUACACAUAAAGAACUGCGUAGAGAAAACCCCUAUGGAUCUCGUUCUUCAGUGGCAAAAUGGCACCAAAGAGAUAUUCAGUAGCCUUAAAGAGAAGUCCCACAAGAACUCCCAUGUAAACAAAUUCUGAAGAGAGAAAAAUUACUUGCACAGAGAAAAGUCAUCUUCUCUUCAGCAGUUUCAAGGCACCAAGAAACCUCAAGAAAAAUUGCACUGAACAUGAUACUUUUAUGGAAGAAAAACUGCUUAUCUUACUGGAGUAUUUGUAGCUGCCCUGCUAGGAAUACUCCGGAACAAAGAUUCAGAUAUUUAAAGCAGUUUGUGUUAAAAUUCCAUUGGUUUAAAGUUGCUUUAUUUAUUUUGUUAGUAAUUUAAAUGAUUAUUGUUGAUCUUUGACAAGAAGUCAUGUUACCUUUGGUUUUAUACAGAGAGCUACAGUUACGAUUUGUGGCAACCUGAAUCAGUAACAUUAACACCCUCCUUGGCCUUAUCUUAGUCAACAGUCCAAGUGUACCCUUGCUAAGUCUAUCAAAAGGCCUAAUUAGCUAACAUGUCAUUGUUGACCUGUCACUGUUAACUCUCAGUAUUAGAAUAAGCAGGUAAAACUGAGUGGUGAUAUGUGGAAGACAGUAGAAAGCAAUGGAAGGUUUACUAAGAUGUCAAGUGGAAUUAAAGGAAUGGUUCAAUAAUUGGACUUGUGUUGUUUUAGCUGUUGAUAAAGAAGCCCAGGUCAAACAAUAAGUAAUUGUUUGGUUGCUGGGUCAAACAAUGUUUUAAAGGUAAGAGGAUGAUAGAGAAGGAACAUGCACCUCUGGCAAGCUGGUAUAUAGUGAUCUAAGGAAAGACAGAUGUAUAUUUGUACAUGUGCACUGUUUUUUAUGUACAUUUUGUAUUGAUCUUAUUUAAAAUUUAAUAAACGGUGUUGCUCUUUUGAUCUGCGUGUAUUCUGCCAGAUCAAGAAGGUGUGUGGCUGAAGCAACAGGAAACUACCAGACAAUCUGCUUCUUUGCCUCUCUUAGCUAAAUGAUGAGAUGUGGUUUCUUCAUAAAGCUACUUGUCUACCUGGAGCUACCUGCGCGGAAGCAGGAUGUCUCUCCAUUAUUAAAUGCCUUUUUAAUUUCAUUUCUGUAUUUAAAAAAUGUUAGGCAGAGUGGUCUAUACUAGAUGUAAAAAUUCUGUUUUGAUCAGUUUGAGCAGGCACCAGCUCCUCUGCUAAGCAGUAGCUAAAGCAAAGCCAAACAGGAUGGGAAGUUUGAACAGCAAUAGCCUAGGAAGAGGGAACUGUACUUGCACUCGCCCAUGCUGGGAGAGGAAGAGCAGCUCUCCCUUUGCCAGGGCCAUCCUUAGGCACAGACUGCUGCAUAGGGCACCACUAAAUGUGGGGCAGUGUACUAGAGACGGGAUGUUAAACAGCCACAGGCAGAGACGGCUUCAUCUCCUAGCUGCCCCCCCUCCAUGAGUUCAAUGCCAGGGCUCCAGCAGCCCCCAACCAACCUUCCUCCCUCCAAUUGCCAGCCCCAGCUGGGUCCCUGCAGGCUGCACCCAGCUGCUGCUCUCAACAGGCAGCAAUCAGUAAGUGGUGGGAGUGCAGGCUGCAGUGGGAAA